AUGAGUGCAAUCAUUGAAGAGGACGGCCACUAUGAGGCCUUGAAAGUCCUCAUUACCAUGCACGAUGGCAUGGACGCUAUGGACGUGAUUGGUCCUCUGGAAGUCUUCAGCUGGGCUCAGCACGACCCCAAGAAUGCCGAAUCCAAGGCCUUCCGUGUCAUCUUCGCGGCAGCCGAGGAACAUGUCGUGACCGCCCAAGGCGCCUCUUUCCGCGCUCACCUCGACUUCAACGAAGCUAUGAAGCGCCUUGCUGAGAUCGAUAUCCUCGUGGUACCAGGUGGUGGUCAUGAGAAGGUCUUGAAGGAGAAGAUGCAGCCACUUACCAUCAUCAAAGCCUUCACCGAGCUGCAGAAGAAGAACCCCUCGCGUGAGCGUACUCUCAUGUCCGUCUGCACCGGCUCACUCCUCCUCGCCGAGCUUGGUGUCUUGAGUGGACUCGCUGCUACCACCCAUCCCGAUUUCAUCACCAAGAUGGAGAUCAUCUGCUCCAACGCCGCCCAGCGCGACAUGGCCGACCGCUGCGAUGUCAUGGAGGCUCGCUAUGUGGUCAACAAUCUCCGCUUCGACCUGGGCGAAGACGAUGACAACCCGUACGUCAUGACGAGGAAGGAGUACAAGGAGCACAAGCGUCGCAAAUCGAAUGCAGGCGGCCCGCCGUCUCCCAUCGAGGAGCGUGCAAACGGAGCUAGACGCCAGUCUUCCGCCCGCAAGGGCAGCAUGAGCCUCAAGAUGAGCAACAUGCGUCGUGAGAGCGUGCUCAAGCGCGCCAAUUUGCGUUUAGGAGGGUUGCGUGUGCUUACCACUAGCGGCGUCACCUCCGGCAUGGACGGCGCAUUGUAUAUGGUGGGCGCUUUGGUGUCUGACGACGCCGCCGAUGAGGUUGCCCGUAAGAUGUGCUAUGACUGGAAGAAGGGUGUCGUCGUUGACGGGCUCGAUGUUUAA
Messenger RNA from Baudoinia panamericana UAMH 10762, 942 nucleotides. RefSeq lists its product as uncharacterized. Bases 1 to 942 code for a protein of 313 amino acids. The transcript is spliced from 2 exons. The record is from RefSeq and is a predicted model, not a curated record. NCBI's taxonomy places the organism in Eukaryota, Fungi, Ascomycota, Dothideomycetes, Mycosphaerellales, Teratosphaeriaceae.